AUGAGAAACAAAAACGGAAAAAAAGACUUCGGGAAAAAAAAAAAGGAAAAGGGCACCGAGUUGCGUGAGAGAGAGUGUGUGUGUAGGAUGGGGGCGGGGGUGGGGGGUUGGUGUUGUACGUAUGUACGUGUGUAUGUCUCUCUUGUUUUCCCUGUCGUAGAAAUCAUGUAUACCUAUGGUAUUGUAGUAGAUCAGGCCUGGAUGCUCUCACGAGCUUUGCGUCGUUGCGCAAGAAAAAAUUGGGUGGUGGGGUUCAUCUCUUGUUUUCUUGUUCUUGUUUCUUCUAUUCGUUUCUUCGGGUUCUUCUUUUCUCCCUAUUUGUCAUUCUGUUUUUUUGGGUUUUUAGGGUUUUUUUUUGGUUAUUCUUCUGCCCGAAGUAACUUCGGCAGCUGUAUGUAUGUACGCACGUACCUGUCUGUACCUUGUUACCAUCAAUCAAAAGAGAGACGGAUGAUGCAUAGACAAUGA
This is a messenger RNA of Colletotrichum lupini, 468 nucleotides long. RefSeq lists its product as uncharacterized. Lineage: Eukaryota; Fungi; Ascomycota; Sordariomycetes; Glomerellales; Glomerellaceae. The record is from RefSeq and is a predicted model, not a curated record. The coding region runs from base 1 to 468 and encodes 155 amino acids. The transcript has a single exon.